Miscanthus lutarioriparius is the source of this 753-nucleotide messenger RNA. Lineage: Eukaryota; Viridiplantae; Streptophyta; Magnoliopsida; Poales; Poaceae. The record is from the annotation of a GenBank genome assembly.
AUGUCUCUCCCCCCGGGCCCGGCGGACGGCGGCGGCGGCACCGGCGACGACUGGUUCCUCGACUGCGGCAUCCUAGACGACCUCCCGGCCGCGGCCUUCCCGUGGGACGCGUCCCCGUCUUCUUCCAACCCCAGUGUGGAAGUCGGCAGCUAUGUGAACACCAAUGAUGUCUUCAAGGAGCCCAAUGAUGUCUUCAAGGAGCCUGGCAGCAAUAAACGUUUAAGGUCAGGAUCCAAUGAUGUGCCAACAUCUAAAGCUUCUAGGGAAAAAAUGAGGAGGAACAAGCUGAAUGGCAGGUUUCUUGAAUUGGGGUCUACAUUAGAACCUGGGAAGCCAGUAAAAGCUGACAAAGCUGCUAUCCUAAGUGAUGCUACUCGCAUGGUUAUUCAGCUUCGUUCAGAAGCACAGCAGCUGAAGGAAACUAAUGGUAGUCUUGAAGAAAAGAUUAAAGAACUAAAGGCCGAGAAGGAUGAGCUUCGUGAUGAGAAGCAGAAACUGAAAUUAGAGAAGGAGAGUUUAGAGCACCAGAUGAAGCUUAUGACCUCAACACCAGCCUACAUGCCUCAUCCGACCCUGAUACCGGCGCCUUUCCCUCAGGCGCCCUUAGCACCAUUCCAUGCCCAGGGGCAAGCUGCAGGGCAGAAGCUGAUGAUGCCCUUUGUCAGCUAUCCGGGAUACCCAAUGUGGCAGUUCAUGCCACCAUCAGAAGUUGACACAUCGAAGGACAGCGAAGCGUGCCCUCCUGUCGCAUAA